This is a messenger RNA of Peromyscus californicus insignis, 2103 nucleotides long. It is a transcript of the gene Sag, whose product is annotated as S-antigen visual arrestin. The record is from RefSeq and is a predicted model, not a curated record. Gene Ontology annotation, biological process: G protein-coupled receptor internalization; signal transduction. Bases 658 to 1869 code for a protein of 403 amino acids. Gene Ontology annotation, cellular component: photoreceptor outer segment; photoreceptor inner segment. Gene Ontology annotation, molecular function: G protein-coupled receptor binding. The transcript is spliced from 17 exons. NCBI's taxonomy places the organism in Eukaryota, Metazoa, Chordata, Mammalia, Rodentia, Cricetidae.
AGCAGACCCGACAGUGGUGGUGGGCAGAGUACUGAGAAAUAAGGCCAGGACCUGGCAGGUGUUAUCCAGGAGGGACUGAAAGCCACCAGGUUGGGGGACAGAGAGUGACACCCUAGGUAUCACAAGAAGUCUUCUGUUGCUACUGUUUUAUUUCUAGAGUGAAUACCACUAUAUAGGUGAGUUAGUGGCCAUAGCAUUCCCGACUUUCAUUCCCUGAGGGUUUUGGGGAGUAUGGAUUACUCCCCUCAAAGUGAGGAAAACACAAUGUCAUAGGCACUCUGCCUUACAGGUCCAGAGACUGGUAAAGAAGAAGAGUCACACGCCGGGCGGUGGUGGCGCACGCCUUUAAUCCAGCACUCGGGAGGCAGAGGCAGGCGGAUCUCUGUGAGUUCGAGGCCAGCCUGGUCUACAGAACACUGAGACCUCAGUGCUGGGCAUCCCUACCGAUACCUACAAAUUCCCCACGUGGCAGCCAGGGGCCUCACUCUUGCCCUGUGGGGUCAUCUGGUGGGACUUCGCCAGUUGCCUCAGAACAGGAGCUGGCUGUUCACCAUCUGUAAACACAGGGACCCUUUCCUGACCUCCUUGGCCAUCCCAGCUGGUUUGUGGCAAAUCACAAGCCCUCCAACCUGACGUAGUUCCCAAGGGACAGACAACAUGGCAGCCUGUGUGAAGACCAAUAAGUCCCACAUCAUCUUCAAGAAGGUCUCUCGGGACAAGUCGGUGACUAUUUACCUGGGGAAGAGAGACUAUGUUGACCAUGUCAGCCAAGUAGAGCCUGUAGAUGGUGUUGUUUUGGUGGAUCCCGAGCUUGUGAAGGGGAAGAAAGUGUAUGUCACUCUGACCUGCGCCUUCCGCUAUGGCCAAGAGGACAUUGAUGUGAUCGGCCUGACCUUCCGCAGGGACCUGUACUUUUCUCGGGUCCAGGUAUACCCUCCCGUUGGGGCCAUGAGUGCCCCAACCCAACUCCAGGAGAGCCUGCUCAAGAAACUGGGAGACAACACGUACCCAUUUCUGCUCACGUUUCCUGACUACCUACCCUGUUCAGUGAUGUUGCAGCCAGCUCCACAAGAUGUAGGGAAGAGCUGUGGGGUCGACUUUGAGGUCAAAGCAUUUGCCACAGACAUCACAGAUGGUGAAGAGGACAAGAUCCCCAAGAAGAGCUCUGUGCGGUUACUGAUCCGGAAAGUGCAGCAUGCCCCUCCUGAGAUGGGUCCCCAGCCCUGUGCUGAGGCAGCCUGGCAGUUCUUCAUGUCUGACAAGCCCCUGCAUCUCUCAGUCUCCCUCAGCAAAGAGAUAUAUUUCCAUGGGGAGCCCAUCCCUGUGACUGUGACAGUGACCAAUAACACAGAGAAGACUGUGAAGAAGAUUAAAGUGUUAGUGGAACAAGUAGCCAAUGUGGUUCUUUACUCAAGUGAUUAUUACGUCAAGCCUGUGGCCGCAGAGGAGACACAAGAAAAAGUGCAGCCAAACAGCACUCUGACCAAGACGCUGGUGCUGGUGCCCCUGCUGGCGAACAACAGAGAGAGGAGAGGCAUUGCACUGGAUGGGAAGAUCAAGCAUGAGGACACAAACCUGGCCUCCAGCACCAUUAUCAAGGAGGGCAUCGAUCGGACUGUCAUGGGCAUCCUGGUGUCCUACCAUAUCAAGGUGAAGCUCACAGUGUCAGGCUUUCUAGGAGAGCUUACAUCCAGUGAAGUGGCCACUGAGGUGCCAUUUCGUCUCAUGCACCCACAGCCCGAGGACACAGCAAAGGAAAGUGUUCAGGAUGAAAAUUUGGUUUUUGAGGAGUUUGCUCGCCAAAAUCUGAAAGAUGGGGGAGAGAACACGGAAGUGAAGAAAGAUGAGGAGGCAGUCCCGGAUGAGUGAAGAGUUAGCCUAGUUACCUAGAAGUGGCUUGUAGUCCUGGGUGCCUUGAGCGAAGCCCCAGGAACCUUUCAGAGUUAUGCUAGAUGGAUAUGAAAGCCCAAGUGUUCCUCCCGGAAAUAAAGUCUGUGGACUCUCUGAUAACAAGUCAGGCUGGUUGGCUGGGCACUGGGCUGUUGUCACUGACAGAGACUGACACCUUUAGGGUCCCUGGAGCUCGGGAGUGAGGGGCACCAU